GCCAGGUGAAGGCAAGUGAAAUAAAACCCAACAAUUCCCAGUUAAAGUUUCAAACCCUCCAACAAAUCCAGACUGUUUCCAUCUGGAAUCAGCGAAAGAUCAAUACCGAAUUCCACAAUACACUGGUUACCGUUUCUUCCACUUUGUCGUUCCGUUUGAGCCACCCUACGUCGCAAUGUCCUGCAAAAGCUGUCCACCCUUCAAGGCCUCGGAAUUGGGCGUCUUCUUUCCCGACUGCUUCGAGCGGGUCAAUGGGCACUGCAACAAGAAGAAUCCCGGCAAUGUCCAGAACCUGCACUACUUGGCCCACCGGGUGAUGCCCAAGUUCUACGACGGCAUCGAGCUGGACUACCUGCACCGCCUGGCGCCCAACAAGUACAUCACGGCCUCCUGGGUGCUCAGCCACAUCAGGGCCUCCGGAUUCCGCUUCGGCGGUCUCUACACCUUCCGCGUCCAAGACGACACCAUGUACACCCCCACCAUUAUGGGCGAUAUAAAUCCCACUUCACUGGCGGCCAACCUGAACAUCCUGUAUUAUCCUUUCCAAUCCCUGCGCAUGGAGGCCAUUCUGCAGAAGGCCAGGGAGGCGUAUCCGGUGGAGAACCAGUACACGAUCGAGUGGACGCGGCAGUGUGACACUUGGACCGCCAACUUUUACAAUGUCCGCAGUGAAAGUGGCCGCUGCACGCUUUCCGUAAUGAGGUCGGUGACCGCCCAUUGGGCCCUCGGAGCAGAGCUCCUUUUGCAGUGGAACGCACCCCAGAAAGUGACCCCUGACCUGGCCCUAGCAGCAAGGUAUUCCCACUACAAUUAUUCCCUGGCUGCUACCGCUUCGCGACAGGGUCUGGAUAUCAGCUAUUGGCAGCGCAUCCAUCCCCAAAUCCAGAUGGCCAAUCUCCUGGCCUGGAAUCGUAGUACCCGAAAGACGAUAGCCACAAUCUGCUACCAGUGGAACUUCUGGAAUUCGGCGGUACACGGAAUGUUCGAUUCUGAUGCAUCCGUGGGCUUUAUGUGGAGCAAAUAUCUAACGAAUUUGCCACUGCAAAUGGGUUUCAGUGUGGUGAUGAACCUUCCCACAGAUCGAUUUGCCUUCGGCAUGCGUUUUGUUUUAGAUCCGAGUGGAUUGAGACGUGGCGUGUAGUUGUAUAUUAUUCUAUUACUUUUAUUAUAUGUAUUACAAAAUUUUCCAUGGCAAGUCGUAGACCAGAGUUGAGAGAAAUACAAAUUUUCUGUUUGGAAUACUUUAAUUUCAUAAAAA
Molecule: messenger RNA, 1258 nt
Organism: Drosophila ficusphila
Lineage: Eukaryota; Metazoa; Arthropoda; Insecta; Diptera; Drosophilidae
Product: mitochondrial import receptor subunit TOM40 homolog 2
Exons: 4
Coding region: 176-1141 (321 amino acids)
Biological process (GO): protein import into mitochondrial matrix
Cellular component (GO): mitochondrial outer membrane translocase complex; mitochondrial outer membrane
Molecular function (GO): transmembrane protein transporter activity
Source: RefSeq, a predicted model, not a curated record